Trichoderma reesei QM6a is the source of this 1479-nucleotide messenger RNA. RefSeq lists its product as uncharacterized. Lineage: Eukaryota; Fungi; Ascomycota; Sordariomycetes; Hypocreales; Hypocreaceae. The record is from RefSeq and is a predicted model, not a curated record. Bases 253 to 1287 code for a protein of 344 amino acids. The transcript has a single exon.
GAUUGUCAACAUCCUCCUCCUCAUGACCUCUCCUUAUUGGUUCAUUCUGGAGGUAUAGAGGCGAUCUCUGUGGAUACACGUACUGUACCUACAGACAGACAGCUUACAAGGCGGUCGGCAUCUGAAUUUUGCUGGGGCCAACUAUACCACAUGUUGUCCCCUUGAAGCUCAUCCACCUCCUUCCACUCACAACCCAUCGUCUUCAUCGCCCAAAUUGGCUUGACACGGCGUCACAGCCAUCAGCAAGAGACAAUGGCUCCCACCAAACGGAGCGGCAAGCAGAAGCAAUCCGCAACACCCUCGCCCCCAUCCGGCAGCAAUGGCAACCCCCCGGCGCCCUUCAAGCGGCCCCCCGAAGUCCUGGAGCCCUUCAUCCGCGAGCUGUCCGAGAAGCACAUCUACAUCACCCACGUCGACGCCAAGCCCGCCGCCUUCAAGCGCAAGAUGUUCCUCGUGCCCGUGGCCAUGAACGUCGCCGUCGCGCUGCUCUUCGUCUGGCGCAUGUACGCCAUCCUGCCCUGGUACUGGGGGAUCCUCAUGUCCGGCUGGGGCCACCCCAACGAGACCACGUUCCCCUUUAGCGAGUCCUCCUGGUCCGAGCUGGCCUGGGAGGUCUGGAAGCGCGGCAUCGUCAUGUUUAUUGACUUCAUGCUCUUCGUCUUCGUCUGGCCCUGGCCCGUCGAGUUCACCAUGGCCACGGCCCACGGCAACCCCGUGCGCUGGCGCUGGAACGUCGGCUUCCGCGACAAGGAGAUUUACGUCCGCCGCAGCCGCGACUGGGACAGGAUGCUGCGCGACAUCUUCAAGGACAAAGACUCCCACAAGAUCCUGCUCGCCUACACCCAGCAGGCCACCAAGCCCAUGCUGCAGGAGCAGAAGACGGGCUACCUCCUCAUGAACGACAAGUGGGAUCUCGACUGGAACCUCAUGGUCCUGGCUCACAAGAUGGUCGACCGCAAGGAGGCCGCGCUCGACGCCUUUAGGAACGUCAUCCUCGUGUAUCACCAGGACUACGGCUGGAUGUGCCACGACCUCAAGCAGGGCAUCGCCGCCGAGGAGGACGAGAGGAGGAGGCAGGUCUUUGCCUUCCGGGACGCCCUCACGGCCUUGGGCAAGGAGAACCUGUUUUACCGCUGGAUCGAGAUUGUGCAGUUCGAGUCGACCCAGCCGGGAGGCUUUGGCCCGGAGAAGCAGGAGGCCGCGGCCAAGCAGAUACGCGAGCUCUUUGAAGCUGAAAACAUUGAUUUCGACCAACUGUGGAAGGACACGGUGGGCACGAAGGCAUGAGGGAUCGGUUGUCCCUGUGGGCAAGUGAGUAAGAAAGCAAAAUGGGAUACUCAGGGGGGUGCAAAGGAUUUAAUGGCAUGGAAGAAUAUGGGAAAAUGUUCAUGUAUGCUGAUUUUCAAACUGCCUACAACACAGAUAGCAGAUAGCUAGUACUGUAAGGUAGCUUUGAUCAAGAUUGACCGUAGAGAUUAU